UUUGAACUAGCCCGGCGUUUUGCUUAUUUGGGAUACGAGAAUAUGCAUUUCGUGUGGGACAAGGCGCAUUCCCCGGCAUUUCGGAUUUUUAUCUUUUCUGCUCUUCUGUUGUCUGUCGUUUCGUUGAACUUUUGCUCAUACUUUUCAUACUGCCAGAUCCAGGAGUAUCAUCCAUUUCAAUCUUAAUUGCAACAUGAGAAAAUGCCAGCAAUAUGGCUUCCUCCUGCUUACCCUACUCACCCUCUUCUCCCUAGCAAGCGCUCUCUGCUACUACCCCGACAACCGCAGCCAAACCAGCAAUGAAUACAAAGAAUGCUCCUAACGUGAUCGGACACCGAGCGGGACACGAAUUCAUGCCUACUACACGUUCCAUUAAUUAAACCCCCCAAAAGCCACCCAUAAUGGCAGAUUCAUCUGUUCAAAAAGAAGGCAGAAUACUGCUUGCAAUGAAGGCUUUUAAACUAGGCCGUCUUAAAAGCAUACGAGCAGCAGCAGCAUAUAAUGUGUCUUUAACCACGUUAUCUUCCCGACUAAAUGGACGCGCCGCCCGUGUUGAUUCGGCUCCAAACGGCCGAAAACUCACCAAUACUGAAUAAUCUACACUUCUUGAAUGAAUAUCAGCUGCAAAUAGUCGUGGCGUACUUCCGAGGAUUUAUAUCAUACAGGAUAUGGCUGCCCUGCUUUUAUCAAGCCGCCUCAAGUUAGCUCCACCAAUUGGUGAGAAAUGGGUGCAGCGGUUCAUUGACCAUCAUGAAGAAAGUAAGUCAAAUACAGCCGCAGAUAUGAUUAUCAACGUGCUCUUUGUGAAGAUCCAAAGAUAAUAAAGGAUUUGUUUCAGCUAGUUCAGAAUACUAUUGCCAAAUAUGGUAUUAAUGAGCAGGAUAUCUAUAACUUUGAUGAGAUUUGUUUCUCCAUGGGAAUGACAUCUACUGCAAAAGUA
This is a messenger RNA of Aspergillus ruber CBS 135680, 940 nucleotides long. RefSeq lists its product as uncharacterized. Lineage: Eukaryota; Fungi; Ascomycota; Eurotiomycetes; Eurotiales; Aspergillaceae. The transcript has a single exon. Bases 402 to 596 code for a protein of 64 amino acids. The record is from RefSeq and is a predicted model, not a curated record.